CAGCAGAUACAACAGGAAUAAUAACGUUAUCAUAUCCUUGGAUUCUUCCCUUACAGAUCUCUCUUCGAAGAACAAACAAGAGCUCUGCAGAGACUCCAGAAUGCACCCUCUCCUUCCUGUCCUUGCCCUCCUCAUCGCCUCCUCCUUCUCCUCAGGUGUGCUGUCGACGACGUUUACCGUGACCAACAACUGCGGGUACACGGUUUGGCCGGGCGUCCUCUCCAACGCUGGCUCCUCUCCUCUCGCCACCACUGGGUUCGCCCUCGGCCCCGGCGAGUCCCGCAGCCUGGACGCCCCCGUCCCGUGGUCCGGCCGCAUCUGGGCCCGCAGUCUCUGCUCUGCUGACGUCACCGGCCGCUUCUCCUGCGCCACCGGUGACUGCGGCUCCGGCGCGGUCGAGUGCAACGGCAGCGGCGCGAAACCCCCGGCCACCCUCGGGGAGUUCACCCUCGGCGGCGCCGCCGCGAGAGACACGGACUUCUACGACGUCAGCCUCGUGGACGGCUACAACCUCCCGGUGCUGGUGGCGCCGCAGGGCGGGGCCGUCGGCGCGGGCCGCUGCGCGCUCACCGGGUGCACGGCGGACCUCAACGGGCUGUGCCCGGCCGAGCUGAGGGUGGUGGGGGCGGGCGGGCAGGUGGUGGCGUGCCGGAGCGCGUGCGAUGCGUUCAGGACGGAGCGCUACUGCUGCAGCGGGGAGUUCGGGACCCCGAACGCCUGCGGACCAACGGCGUUCUCGCAGCUGUUCAAGAACGCAUGCCCCCGGGCGUACAGCUACGCCUACGACGAUGCCACCUCCACGUUCACCUGCCCCACCGCCGCGACCGCCGGCUACGCUGUCACCUUCUGCCCCAGCAACACCAGCUUGCAGCCCAGAGGUGGAGCUCAGAACCCCAAGGCAGCAGGCUUGCCGCCGACGAACGAAACCAUGGUCUUCUUUGGCGCUGCAAAGCCGGCUGCUGACUCUCUCCUCCCCUAGCUUGCAGCUUGCUUGUCCUCCCACCUACUGCUGGUGCUCUCGCUAAUUCUCCAUUAACUAUAAAUCUAAGUAUUCUUUUUGACCAAGAUGGUUGGAUUGAUUUCUAUCUUUUCUUUCUUCUUGGCUCUGUAUUCUUUAAGCCAUACAUAUGAGCCAUGUGAAGUGUGGAGAUUGGUGUACUGGUAUAUGGUUUCUUUAAUGAGAACUUGGUGUACAAUUCAUUUUGUACUCAAUAUACAUGGCAU
This is a messenger RNA of Musa acuminata subsp. malaccensis (wild Malaysian banana), 1224 nucleotides long. RefSeq names its product thaumatin-like protein 1b. The record is from RefSeq and is a predicted model, not a curated record. Gene Ontology annotation, biological process: defense response. NCBI's taxonomy places the organism in Eukaryota, Viridiplantae, Streptophyta, Magnoliopsida, Zingiberales, Musaceae. Gene Ontology annotation, cellular component: extracellular region.